GCUCGAUGACGUUGACUCGUUCAAAACCGAUCGCGCCGAAGAAAAUAUUGGUUCUGCGCGGGAAAGGGCGGCCCAGACAGCCAUCUUUCCAAACGCAGCGCCCUUACAAACCCACUAUGACUCUUCCAUGUGGCUGUACACUUCACAAUGCCAUAUUAGAGCAAAGAUGACAUUUCGAAGCAGACAUUGUGUCAUAAGUCUAGUCUAUAUACCGCAAUAAGAAGACUCACCUGCCCUCGCCUCGUCUUCAUCUCAUCUCCAAAUUCGUCCUGCAUAAAAUGGCCGACGCGAGCACACGUGCGCACGUGAACACUGCGGCCCCGUUCCCAUCUCCGAUCCCCGCAGCUCGCACGCCAAAAAACAUCGAGCCCCCAACACCAGACGACACAGACUCAGAAACCCCGUCCACAACCACAACCCCGCUAAGCCGCAAAGAAAAGCGCAAGCGACAAAAACACACGCCUCCAACACCACCCGACACCGAAAACGAGCACGAACCCUCACCCUCACCCACACCCCACCGCAAGCCCGCAAACCACCCAGCCAAACCUCGCACAACAGCCCUCCCACCCCCAAUGGCGACCCCGAAAGCCGCAAAAGCCGUAAAAGCCGCCCAAGGACCCUUCUCCCUCCUAAUAUGCUCCAUCGGCAACCCAGGCGCGCUCUACGCCAACACAUUCCACUCAGCGGGCCACACGCUGACGAACGAGAUCGCCAUGCGCAAGUCGUACAAGCCCUUCACGCGGGGACUAUCGGGCAUGGUAUCGCGGCCGGACAACACGGUGCUCUCGUGGUCCAUAACAGGGUACACGGCGUCGGACGGCGGGCCGCCCGACGACGACUGGACCUUCUGGCAGUCGACGUCGCUGAUGAACGUCAGCGGCGUGGGCGUCAAGCGCGCGUAUACCGAGUGGCUGCGGCAGGUGCGCGCCGCGGGGCGUGAGGGGAGGCUGGUUGUUGUGCAUGAUGAGCUUGAGGCGCCGCUGGGGAAGGUGGCGGUUAGGGAGAGCUGGGCGAGUUCGCGUGGGCAUAAUGGGUUGAAGAGUAUACAGCAGCAGCUUGGUGGGGUGAAGUGGUGGAGGGUUAGUGUGGGGAUUGGGAGGCCCGAGAGUAGGGGUCCUCAGGAGGUUAGUCGCUAUGUGUUGCGGAAGAUGACGGGUGGGGAGAAAAGUGUGCUGGAGAAGAGCGCCGUGGGGGUUGUGGAUGCGCUGAGAGCGAUUGCUGAGGGGAAACGCUGAUGAGGGGUUGAGAUGGAGCGCCGUUUGUUGCAUUUGUGGGCGUUUGGUCGGCUGAGUGAUGGCGCAUGAUACCCAUCCCUAAAACGACGAAACGAAUCGGAUCGUGUACCAAUAUAAUAAAAUCCAUUCAUAGGCAAACUAGAAUAAGCAUAGGUAUCAUCCUGUACUCCAGUAGAGAUACCCCAAUCAACACCUUACCGAACCCUCCCAA
Messenger RNA from Dothidotthia symphoricarpi CBS 119687, 1449 nucleotides. RefSeq names its product peptidyl-tRNA hydrolase. The record is from RefSeq and is a predicted model, not a curated record. Gene Ontology annotation, molecular function: peptidyl-tRNA hydrolase activity. Bases 279 to 1238 code for a protein of 319 amino acids. The transcript has a single exon. Lineage: Eukaryota; Fungi; Ascomycota; Dothideomycetes; Pleosporales; Dothidotthiaceae.